Oncorhynchus gorbuscha (pink salmon) is the source of this 3827-nucleotide messenger RNA. RefSeq names its product heterogeneous nuclear ribonucleoprotein R-like. NCBI's taxonomy places the organism in Eukaryota, Metazoa, Chordata, Actinopteri, Salmoniformes, Salmonidae. The coding region runs from base 1254 to 3128 and encodes 624 amino acids. The transcript has 11 exons. Gene Ontology annotation, molecular function: mRNA binding. Gene Ontology annotation, cellular component: nucleus; ribonucleoprotein complex. The record is from RefSeq and is a predicted model, not a curated record.
GAAAGUGAGAAUGAGUGGGUUACAGUGACGAAGAAAAAGGGAAACGAGCAGUAAAAUCUAUGUUGGAAAAUAGAGAACUGCUCGACCUGUUUUUAGUUGGAGUCAGGGUUUUAAAUCAAUGCUACUUGAAAUCCGUUUAAAGUCUCCAGGAAAAUCUGUAAUGUGUUGGAAGAAAGUGUGUAGUCGGUGAGAGUCACAAGAAGUGGUCUCAUUUCGAUUGUUUUGCAUGUCUGCGGAGUGGAACGCUUCCUGCAUGGAUUUUUGUAGCAGGGCGCGUAUCAAUUGGGUUAUUUCUGGGGUGGUGUAAGAAAUAAAGGCAGAGUAUAUAACUGAAGACAUCGAUGGAGUGGUUGGUGCACGUCGAUUGACCUGUAUGGUGGAUGGAGUAAAGAAGUUAACUUUAUCCAUGCUACUGUUCUUUGAUGAACAUCUGAAGUUAGGAUUCAUGCGAUCCCCUAUAAGAGCUUUUGUGCACAAGCCCCUUCAGUGUCAUUAAUGUAAAAGAUUUGGUCUUAUGUCAAGUGUGUGCAGAAGGGACGAAUAUCAUAUGCCAGAUGAAGGGAAUUGCUGCAACUGUGGAGGUGAACAUGUGCCUGAAUUUUUGGUGUGCCUUGUUAGGGUGAAAGGAGACGGAGGUUGCAAGGGUGUCCUAUCUGGAGGCGGUGAGAAAAUUGGAAGGAACGAGUGGCGGGAAAGAAGUAAUGGUAGUAGAGCCACAACGACCUGUGAAUGUUUCUCAUCAACUGAGGGAUAGUGAAAUGCUACAUGUUAAAACGGUGGACUUUUUUAUUAUUUAUUGCAAUGGUCAAACUGUACAGCACAAUUCGAGAAUAAUUCUAAGAAAAUUGGAGUCAUUGUGAAUGCCGCUGAACGUUUUCUGGGUCUUCAUGAUUUCACAGCCAAGGCGGUGCAAGAAAUCCUGUUGGUGAAUGUAGCCUGUGUAGGGAUGUAUUUUGAAGUGGACUGUGAUUGAUGUAUGAUGUUUUUUAGUUGAUGUGUUUUAUUUUGUAUGAUGAGUUGCUUAAUCCAUCUUUUAAGUUGCUUAUUCAAUCCCCCGUCCAGCUGGUGGCGGUAAUGCACCAUUGACAUUGGAUGCCAACCGCCGUUAAACCCCAUCGAAGAAGAAGUAAUCCCUCUGGCUUCGACUCUAAUCAAACAUCUUAUUCAUAUUUACCAUAUUGGAUCACUCUUUUGGGUAAUUGCUGAAAAAAUAUUUUUUUCGAUAGUGUUAUUUUCCUGGAAAAGAUAGGAGAAUGGCUGCUGCCGAGGUGAACGAUAGUUCUGCCCUAACGAAGGAGGAAAAUGAGCUUAUGGAAGUCGUGGCCGAAGGCGAGCACACAGAGAACUACCAGACACUCAUCGAUGCUGGACUGCGGCAGAACGUGGCUGAGAGUCUCGACAACAUAUUCUCAACCGGGUUGCUGGCGUACGCUGACCUAGAAGAGGGGGUCAUUGAUGCUCUGCGGGCAUUUAAUGAAGAGGGAGCGCUGUCUGUACUCUCACAGUUCAAAGAAAGUGACCUAUCUCAUGUGCAGAACAAAAGUGCUUUUCUUUGUGCAGCUAUGAAGACGUACAGACAGAGGGAAAAACAAGGAAGUAAAGUACAAGGAAGUAAAGUACAAGAAUCCACUAAGGGUCCUGCUGAGUCCAAGAUCAAGGCUCUGCUGGAGCGGACAGGAUACACCCUGGACGUCACCACCGAACAGAGGAAAUACGGAGGGCCCCCACCAGAGGAAGUGUUUAAAGGAGCACAGCCUGGGAUUGGAACUGAGGUGUUUGUGGGAAAGAUCCCCAGGGACCUGUAUGAAGAUGAGCUGGUGCCUCUGUUUGAGAAGGCUGGCCCAAUCUGGGACCUGAGGUUAAUGAUGGACCCCCUCUCGGGUCAGAACCGGGGAUACGCCUUCAUCACCUUCUGCGGCAAGGAUGCAGCAACUGAGGCAGUGAAACUUUGUGACAACUAUGAAAUCCGGUCUAGGAAAUACCUUGGAGUAUGCAAAUCCGUAGCAAACAACCGUCUGUUUGUCGGAUCAAUCCCAAAAAACAAGACCAGAGAGAAUAUAUUGGAGGACUUCAGCAAAGUCACAGAGGGGCUUCAGGAAGUGAUCCUCUACCCCCAGACAGAUGACAAGGAGAAGAACCGUGGCUUCUGUUUCCUGGAGUACGAGGACCACAAGUCUGCAUCCGAGGCCCGCCUCUGCCUCAUGAGUGACACGGUGAUGGUGUGGGGGAACCCGGUCACUGUGGAGUGGGCCAACCCGGUCACUGAGCGCAAUGCGGGUGCCUUGGCCCAGCAGGUGAAGGUCUUGUUUGUCAGGAAGCUGGCCGCCUCCGUCACAGAGGAGCUACUGGAGAAGACCUUCUCUGCGUUUGGCAAAGUGGACCGGUUGAAUAAGAUAGAAGACUACGCCUUUGUCCACUUUGAAGACAAGGACGCAGCUGUGAAGGCAAUGGCAGAAAUGAAUGGGAAGGAGCUGGGGGGAAGGGAGAUUGAGAUAAGAAUGGCAAAGAGGAAGAAGGCUCGAAAUGCUCAGCGCCAGGCCACCAGAAACCGAAGGAAUGAUGCCGAUUACAACCACCCACCGUCACGCAUACCUCCACCAGAUAGGGUCCGUGGCCGAGGGGGCGGGGACUAUGCCGCCUAUCCCCCAGACUACAACAGCUACGAUGACUACUACGGCUUUGACUAUCACGACCCCCGCAGAGGUUACGAGGACCCCCACUACGGUUACGAGGACCCCCACUACGGUUACGAGGACCCCCACUACGGUUACGAGGACCCCCACUACGGUUACGAGGACCCCCACUACGGUUACGAGGACCCCCACUACGGUUACGAGGACCCCCACUACGGUUACGAGGACUUGUACAGCAUGAGCGGCCAUGGCAGACUGCCCAGCAGGGAAAGCCUACCCCCACCCAGGGACCGUAGACCACCACCCACACAGGGCUAUGUGCAGAGGGGUCCACCCAUUGGAGGGCCCAGGGAUGGCAGAGUAAGGGCCCGUGGGGGACCCUUCCAGCCACAGAGGGGCCGCGGUAACCGAAAAGCCAGGGGGAGCCAUGGGGGCGGGAAGAGGAAGGCAGACGUCUUCAACCAGCCUGACUCAAAGCGCCGGCAGACCAACUAGCAGAACUGGGGCUCUCAGCCCAUCGCCCAGCAGCAAGGUGGCGACUAUUUCGGUAACUAUGUUUAGGGUAAUGAAGAAGACACAUGGAAAAGGCAUUUGACAAAAAUACAACAACAAAAAUACCCCCGAAAAAAACAUUUGGCUGCAGUUCUUUUGACUUUUUAUUCUCUAUCCCUCACGAAGAAAAUAAACAUCACUGAGAGAGAAGUGGUCAGACCCCCAGAAUCUGCUUGAUUGGCUAGAAUUGUAUUUUGGCCUAUAGAUGUGAAUGUAACUGUUUUGCUGAAUCCUUUCUUACUGUUACAUGGGACUUAUGUUUUAACACACAAAUCACUUUUACCUAAAAGUGUUGUCUAGCAUUUCUAGAGGUAAAUUCAUUUUUUUGCUGGUACAAUAACUUCCUAUGUUUUCUUUGGGAAGCCAUUUAAGUUUCUCUGUUUGUAUUCAUAACUUUUUAUGUUUAUUCCGUUUCAAUAAGAUUGUUUUAUUAAAUUGCCAGAUACCAUCAAAUUCAAUGUUGUCAUUCAGUAUUUAGUCUAUUUCUAUUUUUAUCUCAUUUCACAUUUGGAACAAGAUUUUCUCAGCUUUUUGCUCAUGGAAUAAAUCAAGUGACCAAAUUUCAAUGAUCAGAUACCAGAAGAAUUUAUGACAGCGCACAAACAAUGUAUGAAUGACUGAAUUAAAACAUUUUGGCUCUUA